AAUGCCCAACCCAAACCACGGACACUGGGAAAAGAAUCCACUCUUUAUGGCCAGGUGGAAAAGGAAAGUCCUCCCCCCUUCGAGAAGCUCAAGAUUUCAGCAGUGUCUACAGCUAACGGUGUUAAAUCUGUCCGUGAACGGCCCCUGGCAAACAGUGCUGCGGAUCCACCAGCAUCCACAGAAGAGGCUCAGCCUCUAGACAGACCCGAGGAGUCAGGGCCACCCCAGCCAGGUGGCAAAGAUGAUACUCCGGGUCUGGGAGGAAAGAAGAAAGACAUGGGAGCGGUGACAGAGGCUCAGCCUUUACAAGGAAAUGCUGAGGCCGAAUCUGGAGGAACAGACACCAAGUACACCAAGCCUUUGAGGGCCACAGGAGAGAGGGGCUCUCCAGGAGCAGUGGAGGGUACUGAGAAUCCACAAUCUGCCAGACAGAUGAAUCUUCUAGGAACAUCUGAGAAAAUCCCUCCUCUGGAAGCAGCCAGAGAGCCACAACCUCAAGAAGCAAUGGGCAAAGGUGAACAGACCCAACUCCCAGAAACAGUUCCCAGGGAGAAGGAAUCUCCAGAAGUACUGGAAGGAAGUCAGUUUGUGGAAACAGCUGGAGAGCGGCAACUUCAAGAAACGUUGGGAAAAGAUGAGCAGUCCCAACCUCUAGAAACAAUUCCCGGAGAGAAUGAAACACUGGAAGUGUUGGAAGGAAGUCAGUUUGUGGAAACAGCUGUAAACAGUGAGUUGCUCCAGAAAACUCCCGAAGGUCCCAGAAACAUGGAGCAGAGUCAACUUGAAGGAAUGAUAGUUGGAAGCAUGGAGCAUCCAGUGGGAAUUCUAGAAAUUGGAGCAGAUAUGGAAAUGGUCAGGAAAAGUCACACUAAUGAAGAGGACCAACACAUUGAAGGUGAGACAGGAGAAAAGGUUGGAACAGAGGUGGAGAAUGAGAAAAGAAGUGAAGGGCCUGGAACAAAAGAAGAAGAAACAGGGGAAGCCGUGGAUCUUUCCCCAGCCACAUAGAUUGGCGUGAUCGUAGAAGGAUGAACGGACACAGUGUGUUGUAACAGAGAAAAAAAUGGACUGAAGUGUGUGGGUAUAGAUCUUAUCUUUUAUUUUAUCUUUUAAUGUGUAGGUAUUUUAUACAAAGAGUGUGGUUAUCAUGUACUUGAUUAGGUUGUUCCAUAAAACUUCUAAGCCGUACACAGUUGUCUUAGGCACUUAGAAUAGUAAUACAUCCAAGACUGCAGCAGCCAUCGUCCAUAACAAGUAGGGUGUACAAUUACUGGAGGGUGAGGGUGUUUUCUUCAUUGUGGUAAUAGGUUUAUUCUGUUUAGAAAAUGAGACUCUAAAAAGAAGGUAUAAGCCUUAGCUGUAGGGGGGUUGGAGAAAGGAGUUAGCACAUAUUAGGGAGCUCAUGAUGAUAAUGUUACAGUUAUAAUUACUAUGGGAUAAGGAAGAACAACAAUGUCAGGGUAAACUAUACCUAGUGUUUCUUUCCUGUGGCAGAAUUUAAAGCUGGUAGGAACCUUGUAAAGUGUGCCCUCUAGGUACGUCUCACCUGAAGUCUGUCUACUGCAGCUAACUCUCAUUUAUCACGGUGUGUUAAACGUGUUAACAAAAUCCUCAUCACAGGAACACAUCUCUGGUGCUAUUGUAAGAUCAGGCAUUUUGACACCAAAAGGCUACACAUUUUCCAUGUGCCAUUUUGAAUUUUGCACUUACGUGAAGGAUUUCAAUUGGUGUUAUCCUUUCGUCGGACAUUAAAGGUAUUUUAAAUAAAUGGACUUUUAAAUGUAUUUCAGAAGCAACAAACAAUAAGAAUUCAAACCUAGAUUAGGGGGGCACCUGGAUGGGUCAGUCGGUUAAGCAUCCUU
Lontra canadensis (Northern American river otter) is the source of this 1862-nucleotide messenger RNA. It is a transcript of the gene ERICH5, whose product is annotated as glutamate rich 5. The record is from RefSeq and is a predicted model, not a curated record. Lineage: Eukaryota; Metazoa; Chordata; Mammalia; Carnivora; Mustelidae. The transcript has 2 exons. The annotation marks the transcript as partial.